AUGAUGAUGAUCCGAAAAAAACUGAGCCCUCCGGUUUUCAAUGCAUUUCAAAAAUCUAUCGGACAAUGGAAUCGAACAAUUUCAUUUGUUGGAAAGAAUUUCCAUGACGAUAUCACAAAAUGGUUUGGUAGUGCUUCUUCUCAUUCUGUCCUUGUUGAUAAAACUGGAGUUUGUUCAUUUAAUGUCGGUUAUUCUCAAUUCCGGAAGCAGAUGGAUAGACUCAAAAGUACCCAAACAAAAGAUUUAGUCUUCAGUGUAUGUUUUAAUUUUUAG
Molecule: messenger RNA, 273 nt
Organism: Meloidogyne enterolobii
Lineage: Eukaryota; Metazoa; Nematoda; Chromadorea; Rhabditida; Meloidogynidae
Source: the annotation of a GenBank genome assembly